AUGAUUGGAAAACUAAUCGUACUGUUGACUUCAAUUGCAUCUUUAUGUCAAGGUAGAGAGUUUUAUUUAGGUACAUCAUCAAACGCAGCAUGUUUAACAAUCACAUCACCAACAACGAUUGAAAUUACAAAAACAAUAGGUCAAGAAUCACUUCCAAUAGUGGUAUUUGACUACAAACAUAGAAACUUACUCAAAGAGUUACCUAAUUUUGACUUUUUGACUACUGAUGCUAAAGUUGAUGAAUAUAUAGAGUAUGGAGAAUUUGUAUUUGACUCACCCAAUUCAGUUCAUGCUUUCAAAGAUGAAUUAAAUAAAGUUCCUUUGAGGUAUAAUGUUGAACCGGGAACUUGGUGUAUAUAUACCCCAAAGACAUCAUCUUAUGAAUACAAAGUGGAAGUUGCAGAAGAUGGAUAUUAUGAAAGAUAUGAUGAUUUAUGGUGGUCAGGUAUAAAUAUAGUAGUUUCUUUAUUUUUAGCAAGAUUAUUCAAUUUUGGAUCAAAUCCUCCAAUUAUUUAUAAAGCUGCUACUUUGGUACAAUUGGCUAAAGUUUCAGUAUAUGCAACAUCGGCUUUUUUUACAUUUUUAAAUGAACCAGUUUUAAAAUACGCAGAAUAUGUUGUAAAGGGAUUAGAUGAUAUUUUCACAAUGAUGUUUUUAAUGGGAUAUGGAUUAACUUAUGGAAAUUAUCGUGAUCAAAAUGUUAAAAAGAUUUUGUUUUUCUCAUUGUUGAUUGUAUUACCAUCAUUUGCAUUAAGAUAUUUUGAUUUAAAAACUAAUAUCAACUCUAUUGAAAUUAAUCAUCAAGGGUAUAAUGUUGUUAAGGGAAUAUUAGGAGCUUCUGGAUUUGACGCAUUAAAUCAAAUUGAAAAAAUUACAUUAAAAUAUAAAAUUAAUACAUUUAGUGGACCAGUUGCUUUAUUGUUUGCAAUUUCAAAUUUUGUUAAAGUUUUAGUUUAUUCAUUAUCAAUCCGUUCAACUUUGAAAAAACUCAAGCAAAUAAAUCCAACAGCAAGAAAAUCUUAUUCAUUAGUAGUAAUCGUUUGGUUAUUUGCUUGGUCAUUAAUCAGUGCAGCAUUAUCACCACAAUUAUUCUAUAAUUAUCCAAACACCACAAAUUAUGCAAAUGUCUUAAACAAUUACUUGGUUGAAGCUUUAAGAAAUAAAUACAUUAUAUUUGCAUUAGAUGAAUCUCAUUGGAUUGUAUUUUGGUUAUUGUGGUAUUUUGGAAAAGGUUUAUUGGUUGAUAAAGAAGUUGUAGAAGUUAAUGAAGUUGCUGCUGUUAAAGUUAAACCAAGUGAGAUUGAUGCUAUACCAGCUGUUACCGAUGUUAAAGAAGAAACUAAAAAGGAUGAAUAA
Messenger RNA from Lodderomyces jiufengensis, 1356 nucleotides. RefSeq lists its product as uncharacterized. The record is from RefSeq and is a predicted model, not a curated record. The transcript has a single exon. Bases 1 to 1356 code for a protein of 451 amino acids. Lineage: Eukaryota; Fungi; Ascomycota; Pichiomycetes; Serinales; Debaryomycetaceae.